AUGGUAGAUUGUGUAAAGCGUGAAGAGGCACUUCGCGUAGUGAAUCUGAUGCGACCGACAGCCGAACGGAUAGGACGAGACGAGAACGCAAAACAAGGACUGGUGAUUGUUGAGGCGAAAUACGGGCAGAUGCUGGGAGAGGGUCGAAGUGCCGAGAUGUAUCCGUUGCUAGGCGAGAAGACCAUCGACGUGACGAUACCACUGCAGGCGAUGGUGAACGACUCGCAGCUGAGGAUUUAUUCUGCGAAGAGUCAGCUGCCUGGCUUCUAUGAUCCAUGUCCAUUUGAGCCGAAAAUGUUGCGUAUCAUCUAUCGAUACAAAGGGCAUAUGCACUCGGUGUCUGUACCGGACGAAAUGGCACUGCAUAUUCCGAUGAUGUGUGAGUGA
This is a messenger RNA of Anisakis simplex (herring worm), 387 nucleotides long. Lineage: Eukaryota; Metazoa; Nematoda; Chromadorea; Rhabditida; Anisakidae. The record is from the annotation of a GenBank genome assembly.